AUGGCCCGGAUGGUUUCAGCUGCCUCCUUCGUCAUCUUGCUGCUUCUCCCACUAAAAUCCUGCCUUCCUCUGGAGUGGCCAAGGCCUGCCGUGGUCCGUCUCCUCCCCAUAAGCGGCCUGAGUUGGGAGCGACAGCCCAGCCAUUCAGCGUGGGAGAAUGAGCCUUUCGUACCACCAGUCCGUGCCAAAGACGAGGGACUCUUCCAAGACCCACCAUUGCCCAGGUUCUGCAAGCCACCCGGGGCCAGACCCAUCCCCCAGUGGCAGAGGGACGAGCGAUCAGCUUCCUCCAGCAAACGACGCGAUGGCCGCCCAAACUCCCUGGACUUGACUUUUCACCUUCUCCGAGAGUUCCUGGAGAUGUCCCGGGAGGAGAGAUUGGCCCAGAAAGCUCGUAGUAACAAAAUACUCCUGCAUAAUAUUGGCAAAUGA
Messenger RNA from Elgaria multicarinata webbii, 432 nucleotides. RefSeq names its product corticoliberin-like. Gene Ontology annotation, biological process: positive regulation of cortisol secretion; negative regulation of epinephrine secretion; negative regulation of glucagon secretion. Gene Ontology annotation, cellular component: extracellular region. The record is from RefSeq and is a predicted model, not a curated record. The coding region runs from base 1 to 432 and encodes 143 amino acids. The transcript has a single exon. NCBI's taxonomy places the organism in Eukaryota, Metazoa, Chordata, Lepidosauria, Squamata, Anguidae. Gene Ontology annotation, molecular function: corticotropin-releasing hormone activity.